This is a messenger RNA of Ruditapes philippinarum (Manila clam), 1098 nucleotides long. RefSeq lists its product as uncharacterized. The coding region runs from base 119 to 967 and encodes 282 amino acids. NCBI's taxonomy places the organism in Eukaryota, Metazoa, Mollusca, Bivalvia, Venerida, Veneridae. Gene Ontology annotation, molecular function: cysteine-type endopeptidase activity. The record is from RefSeq and is a predicted model, not a curated record. Gene Ontology annotation, biological process: proteolysis. The transcript has 2 exons.
CUCUUCUUAUAAAUAUUGCAGAUUUUUUUUACCGUUUUGACAUAUUUUUAUGACAUUGUGAAUUACCAGUUUCAGAAUUUUGCAAUCCGAAAGAUUACACGUUUAUCAAAACUGGAAAAUGGCAGCUUGUAACUAUGAUGAUUACAUUGGAAACGAGUACCCCCUGAAAAGGGGAAUUCUAAUUACAAUCUUCUCACAGUCGUUCCCACUGAAACAUGGAGAUGAUAAUUAUCUCAAGAAAAGUAUGCUUACAAUUGAAGGAGGAGUUAGAGCUGACGUUGAUGCACGCUUUUUACAGGAUGUUUUUAAAGAGCUUUAUCCAGAAACUUCAGACGUAAUACUGAAAAAUAGCCAAACAAAACUUCAAGUUAAAUAUUACAUACAACAGUUAGGAAAAAAAGAAAAUAAAGAAUAUGACUAUUACUUCUUUGUAUUUCUUACUUACAUGUCAUGUAGCAACAUUGAAAGCUCUUCUAAUAAAGACGAGAGGAUUCAUCUCUACGAUGGACUUUGCCCUAUGCAAGAGUUUUAUGAUGAAGUGAAAAGAGUCGAAGCACUGGCAAUGAAGCCAAAGAUCUUCCUCGUUCAAGCUGAUGAUAUCAAUUUACUUGAUGAUAAGAAGUUUACCAAAACAAAGGGUGAAAUGGUUAUUGUAAAAGCGAUGAAAAUACCUCAAGAUGCUGAUAGGUUGGUGCUGAUGUCCGAUUUACCUCAAAGGUUGGCAAAUCCAGAUUUAAAAGCUGGAGAUAAACUUCCGUCAUUCUUAAUUCAGGCGUUUGGAAAGACCUUGCUUAACAACAGUAAACGGUCUCCGGAAAAGAGGCUGGACCUAUUGGCGCUGACACCAAUAAUAAACAGUAAAGUGCUGAAACGGAUUGAUGAUUUACGGAAAGAUGGGAAUAAGAGGGCUAAAGAUAUGACAGUACCGCUUGUAUCAACAACCUUGACAAAACUUGUAAAAAUAUGAAUAAUAUUAUUGAUUAAUUGAAUGAACAAAUAUUUUGUAUCGAAGUCUACGUUGUUAACAUUUCUCUCCCUUUAUAUCAAAUAAUUUCACAUUCGGCUCCACUCUCGUUUGGUAAUAAACAUCUAACAUGC